Messenger RNA from Poecile atricapillus (Black-capped chickadee), 2391 nucleotides. It is a transcript of the gene ST6GALNAC2, whose product is annotated as ST6 N-acetylgalactosaminide alpha-2,6-sialyltransferase 2. Lineage: Eukaryota; Metazoa; Chordata; Aves; Passeriformes; Paridae. The record is from RefSeq and is a predicted model, not a curated record. The transcript has 10 exons. Gene Ontology annotation, molecular function: sialyltransferase activity. Bases 167 to 1378 code for a protein of 403 amino acids.
CACCGCUCCGGAGGAAUAUCCCAGCCUGCUCCAAAGUGCAGCUGGGCAGCCGGGGCAGGACGGAGCCAGCCCACAGCGCUGGGAGAGCUGAGGAUUCGGGAAGUUUUUGUGUCCGGCUGCCACGCUCCCGCUCGCCUGCGCUGCUCCAGUGGAUGAAUCGCCCGGGAUGGGGUCCCCGCACUGGAAAAGGCUCUGCCUUUUGCUCCUGGCCGGUUUAACAUCCUCCCUGCUCCUCUACAGCCACUACCACGCUACGGUGGAGGCGCCCACCAGCCAGAGGAUCAUAGCCAGUUUGCUGCAGCCAGAGCCGCUGGUCCUGGCUUCCUCAGGGACACCACACGGAGCCGGCAGCCACAGGUGGGCUCUUGGAGACAGCUCAGAGAGUGGGAAUUCCUUCAAGCCUUCUGGAGAGCUGGAGGAGCUGGAACCCAGCAGAAAGCAGCCCAGCCCCUGCCUCCACUCAGUGAUGGCCAGAGCAAAGGCAGACCCCAAGUUUCGGGAAAUCUUCCGCUUCAACACCCCCGUGCUGAUGUGGGACCAGCACUUCACCCUGGAGACCUGGAACAGGCUGAAGGCACGACACGUCCCCUACGGCUGGCAAGGCUUGUCCCUCGCAGUGGUGGGCAGCACCCUCCGGCUCCUCAACGCCUCGGCCAACCGGCACCUCUUCGACAGGGCCACCUUCUCCGGGGGCUGUGUCCGCUGUGCCGUGGUGGGCAACGGUGGCAUCCUCAAUGGCUCGCGGCAGGGCAAGGCCAUCGACAGCCACGACCUGGUCUUCAGGCUCAACGGUGCUGUGAUCAAAGGCUUCGAGGAGGAUGUCGGCACCAAGGUUUCCUUCUACGGCUUCACAGUGAACACCAUGAAGAACUCCCUCAUCUCCUACGAGGAGUACGGCUUCACCCAAAUUCCCCAGGGCAAGGACCUGAAGUACAUCUUCAUCCCCUCGGAUGUCCGUGACUACGUCAUGCUGAAAUCGGCCAUCCAGGGCAGCCCAGUGCCCGAGGGCUCGGACAAGGGGGACGAGCCACAGAAGUAUUUUGGACCAGAGGCAUCUGCAGAGAAGUUCAAGCUGCUGCAUCCUGAUUUCUUGCAGUACCUGACAGCAAGGUUCCUGCGGUCGGAGAUCCUGAACACCCAGUACGGCUCCCUCUACAUGCCCAGCACCGGCGCCCUCAUGCUCCUCACCGCCCUCCACACCUGCGACCAGGUCAGCGCCUACGGGUUCAUCACGGCCAACUACGAGCAGUUCUCAGACCACUACUACGAGGUGGAGAAGAAACCUCUGGUGUUUUAUGCCAACCACGACAUGAUGCUGGAGGCAGCGCUGUGGAGGAGCCUGCACCGUGCAGGGAUCAUCACCCUCUACCAGCGCUGAGGCUGGGAGGUCGCUCACAGGGGCAGGUCCAAGGACACUUGUGGCUCUUCUCCUUUUUCCUGAGGGUCACCUUCUCUCUCCUGAGGGCUCUUCCCAGCUGGUCAGCCAGCCCACGGAGCAGACUUGCUGCACCACAGCCAGCAGUGAUGUGAGGAUAAUGGGGAAUCUGAAGCUGGUGGAGGAAUGUUGCAUUUCCUCAGGGAUCAGUGUGAUUGAAUGUGGCCUUUGGGGCAGCCAGAAGCACCACAGCACGUGGCUGUGCCCUGCCAGCCCCAGGAACAUGGCUAUGGGGCAGCAUGGCCCCUGUGGAGCACAGCAGGGCCAGGGUGGUGCUGGAAGAGGAUGCUGGAGGUACUGGAAAAUACCCUUCACCUUAAAUGCUCAUCACCAUGGUGGGACCACAGCAGGAGGGAUAAAUCCUUGCACUGGAGACCAGGUGACAGGAGCCCUCUAGAAGGACUGCAGCAAGUCCCAGCUGCAGCCAGCUAUGUGGAUGUGUGCCAUGUUCCAGAAGGAUCUAUCUGCCUCCCUGGUCAGUGGCACAGACAGCAGGACAGACACAGUGGCUCUGUCACUGUCCCCUUUUGAGCUCUGGUGUUUUCUGACAAGGGCUCACUCACAAGCCAUCAGCUGCGAGGGUCACGGCAGCUCAGCCAGGACAGCAGGAACACGUCCAGGCCCUGAGCAGCCCAGAGGUGACACUGACCUCAGCCCUCAGCCGUGUGUGUGGGACACUGGGGUUGUCAGCUUUCCACAGGGGCUCUGGUGCCCUCUGAGAGGCAGCCCCGCACCAGGUGGGUCAAAGUGAUGGUAACUCUUAAUUUCCUUCCCCAAACCCCAGGGGAGGGGAGGGUCAUGAACCCUUCAGCUGUCCCUCAUACACCAGCACUGCUCAGGGAGACCCACCUGGGGAGGCUUCUCCAGCUGCUGGGGGCUGGAGACAGAGCAGUGUAAUCCAAGACACUUUCCCACUUUGUGUAAUUACAUAAAUGUUGAAUGAUUGUUUUCCUUAA